Molecule: messenger RNA, 4196 nt
Organism: Maylandia zebra (zebra mbuna)
Lineage: Eukaryota; Metazoa; Chordata; Actinopteri; Cichliformes; Cichlidae
Biological process (GO): regulation of transcription by RNA polymerase II
Molecular function (GO): RNA polymerase II cis-regulatory region sequence-specific DNA binding; DNA-binding transcription factor activity
Source: RefSeq, a predicted model, not a curated record
GGAGGACAUGGCAGAGGGUUGGUGUGACAGAGGAGAAUGCUAGGGACAGAGAGGAAGCAGAUGUUCAACUGUGGUGACACCUACAGGGAGCAGCCGGAAGAAGAAAAUAAAAUAUGAGAAGAAAACUGAAUCCUCUAUCAAUUAUGAAUAUUAAACUUAACUUAUUUCAACUGUUUGUUGCCAAAAGAAUGACUGAAUAAUUGGCAAAACUGUCCAAUUAUUUAUCAGUAAAGAACACAGCAAUUAGUUUCAGUGCCAAAAUGUUUAUGAGGUAAAAAGCAGAUUUUGUGCUAAGAGGUUUAGGCCUUCCCCCAAAUAAAAUGACCAUAAUUAUAAAAUAAACAAACAAACAAACAAUAGUUUAAGCAGUUGGAUUUAUAUAUUUGUGCAUAAAAUAGAUUUUUGAUGCGCAAAUUCACCGCACAAUGCAUUUAUAGCCAACGCUGUAAAGGACAAUUAUGUCUACUGUAAUAUGUAGUAGUAAUACUGUGUAUAGUAUGGAUGCUAAUUAGUAUAGAACCAGCAAAAAAUACAGUACAAUGGAAACGUCUUGAGCAACCUAUCAUUUAUUUAUAUUUUUUGCCAGAAAAAAUUGAAAGUAGAUGCAGGGAUUUAUUGAAACAUGUGCAAACAUAGCAAGAAAGUACUGUUGCCUCACAGCAAGGUCCUGAGUUCAAAUCGACCAUCUGGCCGGGGCUUUUCAGUGUGCAGUUUGAUGUUCUCCCACAGUCCAGAGACAUGCAGUCAGUGGGGUUAGAUCUACAUGAAGAAGAGGCCACUGAAAACUUCUCAGCUGCAGAAUGGGGGAGUCAUCCCAAUGGUAUGUUCAAGGUGUCCAUAUGCAGCAGUGACAAGAAGAGCGUCAAGAGGAAGAGCAAAGAAAAGAUGAGGGGGGAGUUGCCACCUUCAACCCUUUUUCUGCAGACUAACCACACAGUACAGCAUCUGUGUGUGAACUCAACAGGUAUGGAAACUGGGAUAUCCAUAAAGUCAGAUAUGGAUGAAAGCCAGGCUAUUGAUCUCUCUCAGGCGUCAGUGCUUCUGAAUAUGACAAUGAAGCCAAUAAAAAAUGAGAGCACAGAGGUCAGGUGUGACAGUCGUGAUGAAUACGCACAUCAGCAGCCAUCCCCGGAGCCCAGGCAUGAGUACGGUGGUGAUGAAGGCGAUGUUAAAGUCACCAUUGUUUCAGAUCAAUACAUGCAGGACGGUCAGUUCAUAAAGACUGAGGAAGAGGAGCAGAAUGGGGACAGUUUCCACCAGCAUGAACUGAAGUAUGCGUCAAAAAAUUACCCAGAAGCAGAGGGGGAUUCAGCGGUGGGGACGAGGCAUGUGUCUGAGCCAGAAGCAGUGACCCCUAAAGGAGACGAUUUACCUGCUGUUCCUGUAGAGGAGUUUUUAGAAGUUUGUGACAACUUUUUGCGUUGUCCCACCUGUCCCAAAACGUUUAGUCGAGCGACCUCGCUCAACAUUCACAUCAAGACCCACAGCGGCGAGAAGGCUCACAGCUGCAGCUACUGCGGAAAAUGCUUCAGCCGGGCCGACCUCCUCAAAGCCCACAAGCGCACUCACACGGGAGAAAGACCCUACAGCUGCAAUCUGUGCAGUAAAACCUACGCUCACCCCAGCCAGCUCCGGAUACACAAACGCAGCCACACCGGAGAGAAGCCAUAUUGUUGUUCGCAUUGCGGGAAACGCUUCAACGAACACAACCAGCUGAAAGUCCACCUGCGGACCCACACCGGGGAGAGGCCAUACGGCUGCCAGGAGUGUGGCAAAACAUUCAGCAACGCGGGAAACCUGCGCAUCCAUGAGCGGAUCCACACCGGUGAGAAGCCGUAUUGCUGCGCCCAGUGUGGUAAGAGGUUCAAUGGCCUGGGUGACCUGAAAACACAUUACAGGAUCCACACUGGAGAGAGGCCGUACAGCUGCGAGCUGUGCAAGAAGACCUUCAGCCAGGCGGGCCACCUCACCAUCCACAUGCGGAUGCACACGGGGGAAAGACCGUACAGCUGCAACGAGUGCGGCAAGAAGUUUACAGUGGCCAGCAGCCUUAAAUUGCACCAGAGGACUCACACGGGCGAGAAGGAGUACAGCUGCUCAUACUGUAGCAAGAACUUUAGCAGGUCCGGUCACCUGAAGAGACAUGAGCUAGUCCACACCAAGGAGAAGAUCUUCCUCUGUAGUCAGUGCGGGAAGACCUACACUGACCAGUCCUCCCUGAAGAAGCACCUGAAGAUGCACGUAACAAAAGAGCAGGAGGCUCAGAGUGAAGGAGACACGUGUCGGGCUGAAAGGAACUCGGACCGACCCGCAGCCUCAGAGAUGCUUUCAGACACCCUUAGAAAUUAAAACUGUAGGAGGUGAGUCAUUUAAAAACUGACAAUGAGUGCUGUAUGUGACUGUAGUCAAUGCGAUAAUGGUACACUUACAAGCUUUUUUAGGGCUUUUUAAGCACAUCUAGCUGCCUACUUCUGCAGACGGAGUUUGAAUGUACUACAUGUAAAUGAGGUGCAUGAGCUGUCACCUUUUAUAUCUCAGCUUAGGGGGAAUUCCAGUGAAAGGAUGUGAGACAAGACGCUGAGUAAGUGGCGGAUUUCUAACUUGAUCAGAAAGCAGAAAAAAAACUUGCAUUUACAUAAGCAACAGAGCCAGUUGUGACUUCAGGUGCCAAAGUCGUCUAGAGCCACUAAGCACAAACUCCUAAUGUAAAUGCUGUACUGCUAGUGUCUCAUAAAUUCUCCAUCUAUUGAAAAAACAAAAUCCAGUUCAGGGUUGCAAGGGCGCUGGUCACGACUCCAUCACUUGGCUUAUCAUAAUUUAAAAACUUAAAAUGUAAUAGAAAAUAAAAGCCAAACUAUCCGGCCUGCAGAUUUGAACACACCGCCCUCUCUAGGAUCAUAUAUGUUGACCAUAUAUGAAUGCUUAUAAAACAAUAAUAUUGUUACAUUGUCAUAAUAUGGUUGUAAUAAAGGAAAAAAUGUGCAUAUAAUAAUCUUAUAGUAUUUCUUACUGGUGCUUGUCACAUAAAUAUAAAGAUUUUAGAUGGUCUUUAAAAACUACAAACAUUCUUAGUGUCGUUGCACUGAGGGAUCUUCCAGGAUUGUUGAUCCAGUUUUCCAGAGAGUUGAUUGGUCAGUGGAGUUUGAUCUGAAAGAUUAUUCCCUCUGGAGUUACCGUAGUGAUAAACCCCCAGUGAUAUACCCCCAUUAACCACGUGUUUCAGCAUGAACCCCGUUAAUGCUAAAACACAGGGUUAAUCCUGAAGUUACCUUGAUAAGCCCAAGUCCUGCUUCAUUGUAUGAACCUCUAAAGCCUCAUCUGCAGAAAAAAAAUCUAUCAUAUAAUUCUGGCAUGAAAACAACAGACUGAAGGUUUCUUCACAGUACUGCAGUACUGUGAGCUGUGGUUAAAAGCUCUAAAAAGCCUGUAAGUGGAACUGAAGUUAACAUUAAUUUGUGCAACUACUGAUACUGGUGUGUGUGUGUGUGUGCGUGUGUGCGUGCAUGUGUGUGUGUGUGUGUGCGUGUGUGCGUGUGCGUGUGUGUGUGUGUGUUUCAGUGCAAUACACUGUUGUCCAGUCUGUGCUGUAUUAAUGUAUUGUCAAUGGAAGAAAAUCUGUUUCCUUUGUAGCCCUGUCUGUCAUAACACACUGUUUUUUUUUAAUGUACCUCUAUGUUACCAUUAUGGUGACUUGUUUUUAAAAAUGCUUUACUUUGAAAGACAAAUUAUUGACUUUGUUUAAGACACUAAGUCGUUGCUACAAGAUUAACUUCAACAGUGGCUCUGUCUAAAAUUUUUAAUUUAACCAGAAUAACACUAUAAUUAUGUCACUCACAGGCACAUUCACUUAAUAAUAAGCAGCGUGGUCAAAUUAGAUUAAUUUAAUGCUGUAUAUAGCUUUAACUAUAGAGUUAGCACAUGAUCCUUUGACCUGAGAGGAAUGUAUCUGUGUAAUAACGUCACUAAAAGAAUGUUUCUAUAAAUAUUGUAACUGUUUUGUAAGUCAUGCUGAUCUUAGAGGAUUAGCUUAGGCUUGCUAACAGUUACAUUACGGCUGGGUAAAAGCCCAUCUUCAUGAUUGUUGUGGGACCUGCUUGUUGUAUAUCAGUUUAUAUGAACAGAUUUGUCCGCCUGUGUGCUACUUAAAGCCUGUUUGUGUAAUCUGUGUCUAAAUUAAAGAGAUGCAUUAACGAAAA